AUGCCAAUUGCACAGCAGAGCAUUGCACAGCAGAUUGCUGACAGUGGACCGGUUAUGCAGCGUCCAAUUCAUCGACUCCCUGUACGGAAGCUGAGCAACGAUUCAAAAGAGGCCAUGAAUUGUAAAAGCUGUCGCAAGCGCAAGAUCAAAUGCAACAGGCUUAAGCCAAGUUGCGAGGCCUGUCAAGUGUUCAACUCUACUUGCGUCUAUGAUGCCGUUCCGAAGAAACGCGGCCCCAAGACCGACGUCCUGGAGGCAUUGCUCAAGCGAGUCAAUGGAUUGGAGAAGCGGCUCAAAGACGAACAACGAUCCAUCUCACCAAAAAGGGAAGGCGCACCUCCGCCAAUUGAUACCGUUGCAUCAAGCAGCCAUGAUGAUUCCGAUUCACCAAUGCAAGAGCCCAUCCCGAGGGUGUCGAGUCACACAAGGACCGACUUCAUACCAGAUCAGCGACUACCCGAAGCUUCUGCAUUUACCGACGUUCUGCUCGACACAUACUUUUCAUGCCUACACAACAAGCCAUUUUACAUUCUCGAUGAGUCUGCAACCCGAUUGAGAUUCAGAGACGGCCGAUUACCGCCGUUCCUGGUCGAUGCAAUCCAUGCAGUAACGAUCAAAUAUGCCCCACACCUCUACGGGGGCCAAGAAGGGGCCAGGCAGUCGAGCCACGCAUGCAUGGAUCGGGCCAGAGCCCAGAUCGAUGUUGAUGAACCAACAGUAGAGAAUCUGCAGGCGCUUCUACUGCUAGCGACGGCCAACUUCCAGAAUGGUCGAGGGAAGAAGUCUCAGAUGAUUUUGAACCAUGCAGUCAGCAUGGCUCUCGCUCUGAACCUACAUUUGGAGUUGCCUGCAGAGCUUCAAAUUGCUGUGUUUGAACGAGAAGGACGUCGGAAGUUGUUCUGGACUUGCUAUCUUAUGGAUCGCUUCUCUGUAAGCGGAUCAAAGAGACCAACUAUGAUUGCAGAUGAAUCGAUUCAUCUACGACUACCAGCGUGGCAGCCGCCUGGAUCGCGGGUGCUUGUAGAUGGGCCUUACUUUACCAACGGGUCAAACUUGUCGUAUACUACUGGUGCUUCAAACGCUGCACAAGGUGGUGGCGCAAUGCUCAUUGAGAUUGUGAGGAUGCUUGGCAUCACCAACCGCUAUCUCGGCGCAGGCGGCGUCAAGGGCGAUUCACACUUUCCAUGGCACUCUCAAUCUACCCUCUCCCGGAUAAGGUCGGAGCUCGAUAGCUGGGCAGCAGCAACUCGAGAGAUCUUCACAUCUGUCGAUGCAAUCUUUGGGUCACAGGAUAGCUCUGUGUUGGUCUUGAGCAAGCUCAUCUACCACUUGAUCCAUUGUCUGAUCUACAGACCUUUUCUUCCCAUCGAAUUAUCGGAGCUUUCGGGAACGGGACAGAGUCAGUCGUGGCAGAUCGAAGCCACACAUCUAUGCUUCUUGCAUGCGAAUGCCAUUGGAGAGCUCUGCCAAAUCGCUAGCCAUUCCACAACCCUUACAGAUUGGCCUAGCUUUGUCGGGUACUGUAUAUGCACUGCGGGAACCAUCCACAUCCACGGUACACAUUACGUGUCGUACCCACAGAGUGACACAUACCGUCAGAGCGGAGAGUAUCUCUCAAGAGGGAUGGCUCAUCUUCUGGAGCUUCGAUCGAUUUACGCAGGCCUUCAGCACCACCGCGACACUCUGACCGCAGCAUUCAACAGUCACGCCGAUCUCGUCAGAACAGCAUCCUCCAAUCCCGCGCGCUUUCCCCCAGCCUUUCAAAUGGAAGACUUCUUCGAUCGUUAUCCAGACUCCUACAUUGACGGCUCCCACGUCACAUUUUCGGAACUUGUGAUUCCCGAAGAUGCGCAGGAGGCUUUGCCAAUCUACAAUCAAUUUGAGCAAGCCAGUGAUCUCUGGACAGGACGGUCUGUGCCGCUGCACUCUCGUACCUCUACAAACCCCUCACAAUCCACCAUGCAAGAGCCCUCAAGACCCGAGUCUACCCAACCUCUCAUCGAAGAGGAAGCAAUGAUCCCAACGCCCUUGACAUCCCACUCACACCUUGACUCAGAUUACGUCGCGCGCGGUCUCGGUCUCGAGGGACUCCCAAUAGAAUUCCUAUCUACUCAUAAUUUCGGCUCCGCUCAAUUAGGUUCUGGACUUGGGUUGAAUACUGCUGUCCAUCAUAAUGGUAGUUUCACGACUUAUGACUUGUAUACGCCUAGCGGAACAAGUGCGGGCUCUGGGUCUGUGGAUACUACUACUGAUGAUGAUCCCUUUUUGAGUCUUUUGGGGCAGUUGGCUGAGAAUAAUAUGGCUUGUUUUGAUGAGCAUGGAGGGGGUGUGGAGUUUUGUAUGGAUGGCUGA
Messenger RNA from Ramularia collo-cygni, 2352 nucleotides. RefSeq names its product related to nitrate assimilation regulatory protein nirA. The record is from RefSeq and is a predicted model, not a curated record. Lineage: Eukaryota; Fungi; Ascomycota; Dothideomycetes; Mycosphaerellales; Mycosphaerellaceae. Gene Ontology annotation, cellular component: nucleus. Gene Ontology annotation, biological process: DNA-templated transcription; regulation of DNA-templated transcription. Gene Ontology annotation, molecular function: DNA binding; zinc ion binding; DNA-binding transcription factor activity, RNA polymerase II-specific. The transcript has 5 exons. The coding region runs from base 1 to 2352 and encodes 783 amino acids.